Molecule: messenger RNA, 4085 nt
Organism: Spirodela intermedia
Lineage: Eukaryota; Viridiplantae; Streptophyta; Magnoliopsida; Alismatales; Araceae
Source: the annotation of a GenBank genome assembly
AUGGCGUUCCCUUUUAAACAUUCAAAGAGAGGGUUUGAUCGAAAUCCUUUGGAGCAGAAUGGAAAAGGAAAAUGGCAAAAGACUGCACAUUUAGGAGCACAGCAGAAUCAGUUGAAGGCAGCUCCUGGAGCCACUGUCUUUCGUAUUCUUUGUCCUGCAUCGAAAUCUGGCAGUGUGAUUGGCAAAGGUGGUGGGAUUAUCACUAAGAUCCGUCAGGAGACUGGUGCGAAAAUAAGAAUUGAAGAAAUCGUUCCUGGAUGUGAAGAGAGGGUUGUGGUGAUAACAGGCCCUGAUAGAGAGAUUGAAGAUAGGAAGGAAAACGCAAAGAAAGAUGAUGCGUACAUUGAUGAUGCUGAUGAGGAUGAUGACGCGAAUGAAAGUGACGAUAACCUCAAGGUAAAGGAGAAUCCUCGGCAGGAGGUUUCACAGUUGGACAGAACAACAUCGGCUGCGCAAAAGGCUUUGUUGCUUGUUUUUGAGAGGAUCGCUGAAAGUGAUCCAGAGUCUGAUUCUGUAGAUGAUGAAAGUAAAAAGUCAUCUAUUGUUGCGCGUGUACUUGUCUUAUCCAGCCAAGUUGGGUGUAUUCUGGGAAAGGGUGGAAGUGUGGUCAAGCAAAUGGCAUCAGAAAGUGGUGCUCAGAUUCGUAUUCUACCUAGGGACAAGGUUCCUGCAUGUGCUUCAACCCUAGAUGAACUGGUACAGGUAGGGUCGGCUAUUAUCUAAACGGUUGUUACAUUUUGUCCAUCGCCCAAUCAAAGUGGUGUGGUCUCUUUAUCCCUUCACCUAUAUAAAAGGGACUGCUUAGGCUAUUGAUCUUGUUUACGGUUAAUGGUUGAAAACGUUUACUGCUCACUCAUUUUCGAUUUUGAUUCAGAUGUUUUCUUUCCUACAAUUUCAGGGAAUUUCUCAAUUCUUGAUACUUAGCUGCCAAAGCAUUGUAUCUAUAUUUCAUACUUGCCGAGACAACAAUGUUUUUCUUAGCACCUGCACUCUUCUAGUUUCCUAGGUUUUUUGUGUAAUAAGCUCUAUUGUAUACAUUUUCAGAUCACAGGAAGUAUUGAUGCAGUAAGAAAAGCGCUGCAGUCUGUUUCUCAGCAGCUUCUUGAAAAUCCACCCCGUGAUCGUGAUCUCCUACUUCAGGACAAAGUCCCUGGACCAUCAUCUCAUCAUUUUGCACCCCUCCCCCAGCUGGGUAUACCACGGAGUGAAGUUUUUCCACCUGCAAAUUACCAUUUCUCGGAUCAAGGGCCACCUUUCUCUUCUAGACCCCACGACAUGGUUGACUAUCAUCCGCGCAUGGGCCCAUCUAUUUCCAAGUUCCAAGAUAUGUCUGGACCUGCUAAAGUUCCGGUUUCCCCAGAGAUACUCACAUUUCAGUUAAUAUGUAGCUGUGACAAGGUCGGCAGUGUGAUUGGAAAAGGUGGAAGUAUAGUUAAAGUGAUCCAAAGUGAAACUGGUUCUGAAAUCAAAAUUGUUGAGACGACCCCAGACUCGGAGGAUCGAAUCGUAGUUAUCAGUGGCCCAGCGGUAAUUAUUGUUUGGAGUCUCUCUCAUGUUCUUAUUUCUUCUCCAAAGAUGGAGAUGCUAUAUGUGCUGCUUCCUUGAUUUUCCGUUUUCCUGUGUUUCUAUUAAACUGUAAGGAAUGGUCAGAAUAAUUAAACUGUUUUGUCCAGUGGCGACGUAUGGUCAGAAUAAUUGUAAGGAAUGAUCCAAUAGCUAGGGAGUGGUGACCACUGUGGUUGGAUUUGCAAAUUCUGAUAUAAAAGUGUUCUCUUUCUCUUGCUCUCCUGAUUAGUUUGUUUCUUUUUGUCUUUAACUUGGUGAGAUAAGCGGGGGUUUCGUUUAAAUAAAUGUCGCUUGGCUUAUUUGUUUCCAUAAUGAAAAUAUUGCUUUUGUCUUUCUGAGACGAUAGAUUGGUCUUUGCAGCAUCCAGAGGAUAGGAUUUCUCCAGUACAAGAUGCCAUUCUUCGUGUGCAGAACAGGGUUGUGAUGGCUGUGCCUGAUGAUAAAGAGAACACAGUUUCAGCGAGAAUCAUUGUGUCUUCCACUCAAACUGGUUGUCUUCUUGGCAAAGGGGGUUCUAUAGUAGCAGAAAUGAGGAAGUUUUCCGGAGCACAAAUCCGUAUUUUGAGCAAGGAUCAAGCUCCUAAGUAUGCUUCUGAAAAUGAAGUUGUUGUUCAGGUAAAUAGGCUUUAUCACAGGCUUUAUUCUGCUUACAUGUUUUCCCUGUUUUUGACCAGAACGAGAAUGUUUGGUUGUAUCUGUUGUGAUUAUGUGAUGCUUAUAUUCUUUGUCAGGCAACUGGGAAAUUUGAGGCUGUCCAAGAGGCUCUUUUGCAAAUAACGUCGAGACUGAAACAUAAUAUUUUCAAUGAAAAAUAUUCUUCUGGUCAUCCUGCCUUUGUCGAUCAAGUUCCACCGUUCUCACCCUUCAUGGGAAGGAGAGAUCGAUCACCACCUGGACCUCGCUCCAAUUUUUUCCAACCCUUUCAUAAAUUUGAUCCUAUUGGAGUUCUUCCUCACGAUGAACGAUCUGCUUUUCCUCGUACGCACUAUACAUCAGGAUUUCCCAACCACGGUGGUGAAAGAAUACCUUCUGCAUCGUGGGGAGCCAAGGUAUGAUUCUCAUUUGUAUAGUGUAUGAUAUUUCAACGCUUAAUCAUCUUGCAGAUUACAAAAUAGGGGACAAUAAAUGUUGCAAAAUAUUGCGUUAUGUCAGACCCUCCAAUAUCAGACCCUAAUCCUAAUUGAGUACGUUAUUUCCCCAUAAAUAUCGCAUGGUAUUUGAUUUAUGGUGCGUUGUAUAUCUCUCCGAACUUAAUUAUCAAAUGGUUCUUAAUUACUUUAUUAUGUGCCAUCUCGCGAUAUGCAUUUGGUAGGUAGGUGUCCUCCUUGUUAGCCAUAUCAUGAAAUAAAUUUACACCGAGAUGUUUUUUAUGGUAAUCUUCUGUUCAUAUUGGCUUUAAUAACGAGUUUUUUCUGUACGUUUUCUUGAAAAUGAUUUAAAAUUAUGAUUCUGAAAUAUUGCGACUUAUAUAUGUAUUCGACCUUUGUCCGCUGUCAUCAUCUAGAUCUCUAACUUUGGAAAACACACACAAUUUGACUAUGUCACUCCAUCCAAUCUGAUAAUAUGCUGUCUUAAUUGAUGCUUAUAGGGCAUAAGCAGUGGAGAUGGUUCAGUUGGUGUAGAUGACUAUGGAGGAGCUUCAAAACGACGAUUUGGUGGAUUUUCAGGGUCAGUUUAUAUCUGAGUUUUCACCCACACAAAAAGGCAAAAAGGAUCACAAAUGUAGUUUUGAUUGUUCAGGGUCAGUAUCAUUCUACUGCCCUCAUGUUUUGGAUGGAUACUGAGAUCCAGUUUAAUCUCUGUUAUCCACCCAGAGGAAGAGCAGAAAAUAGUGGGCUGACUCUACACAUGCGAAUAAUUCUUUGAACAAGGAUAACAUCUUUGUUCCUCGCAGCCUAUUUCUGGUCCUUGUACUUGGUUAGUGACCAGGGAUGGAUCACAAUUGUUUAAAGACUGUUGCAUUAGAUUGGUCUGUAAAAUAGGGUUAUCACGUGUAAAAAAUUUAUGGAUCGGUUCUUUGUCUUGAGAGAUAAUCGUGAAGUCAAACAUACUUCUUGCUGUAUGUGUUUUUAUUUGUAUGCAUAUGCAAAAAUAUGUGUAUUUUAAGGCUAACAAAAUCUGUGCAUCGAUUAUUAAAUUUUAGCUCAUCAUAUGUUGUGCUCUUUAUGGUUUUUUAAUGCAGCGGAAACCAGCCAGGUAGAAUCCCAAAAACAACCAUUGACGUACUUAUUCCUCGUGCACUUGUUCCUGUUAUACGUGGAGAUGAUGGGGGAUGCCUGAAACAGAUUUGCCAGGUUGGCCUUUGAUAUAUUUAAUAUACUUCUAUCCUAGCAUUUUGCGGUUGGUAUUUAUUCCUGAUCUUUAACCGUAAUCAGAUAUCUGGAGCAAAUGUUACUAUCACUGAUCCUAGACCUGGAGCAUCUGAGACUGUUAUUAUAAUAUCCGGAACACCUGACCAGACCCAUGCUGCACAGAGUCUAAUCCAGGCAUUUGUACUGAGUGAGUCAAGAUCAUCUUGA